UUUACAUAAAUAUGGAUGUACCAGUAAUUAAUUUCAUUUAAUUUUAGUAAUUUCCUGUAUUAUGAAUUUAUAGUAAGUAAAUUGUGAUAUACUGUGAUUGUAAAUCGUAAUUAAUUGAAUUUUUUUUUUUACAAGUUUCAGCAAAUUUCUGGACAACAACUUUUCCUCCAUUUUCAGGUUUUCAUUUUGCCUUGUAUUUGUUGAUGCUAAGACAUGUCUUUCAGUCCUGACAAUACCAUACAUUUUAAGUUUCCUUGAAAAACAUCUCAGAUUAUAUAUGUAACCCAGUUCCGUAAGGAAAAAUCCUGUCAUGGCUUGACACUGUGGGAAUGUCUCUGUGAAGCUUGUCUGAAAACACAUCAAUUAUAUUGAUGAACAUGGGGUCAAGUUACAUAGCAGCACGUGUCAGCAACACAAUAAAAGGGCUUCUAUGUUAAACAAUGCCCAGAUUCUAACUGUCCGAAGAACGACUUGGGUAUGCCUGACAUGACCACAAUAGUGUUGCAACAUAUGGUAGCCCUUCAGCUGUUGGAAAAAUUGUUUCAAAGCCAGAAACAUCACUUUCAUUUCCAGGCAGUUUAUCUGUCAUGAAAGAUGAGGGUAUCACCAAGCUGAAAUCAACCUACGACACAGGAGACUUUGCCAUCAGCUAUAUCCUUUCUGGAGAAGGAGCAGAAGAUAUCUUUAACAUUGAUGAGUUCAGUGGUGAAAUUCAUGUUCAUAAGAGCUUGGACAGGGAAAAGAAGGCAUUCUAUGUACUCCAUGCCGAAGCUGUUGACCGCAGAACUGGCCAGCCAGUGGAGCCUGAGUCAGAGUUCAUCAUCAAAGUCCAGGAUAUCAAUGACAAUAGUCCUCAUUUCAUAAAUGAACCCUACACUUCCAGUAUCCCUGAGAUGAGUCCAAUUGGGACUACAGUGUUUCAAGUGACAGCCAUAGAUGCAGAUGACCCCAUGUUUGGAAAUAAUGCCAAACUUAUCUAUUCCAUUCUGCAAGGAGAGCCCUAUUUCUCAGUGGAGCCAAAGACAGGCACCAUAGUUACAUCCUGGCCAAACAUUGAUAGAGAAGCAAGUGAGAAGUAUUUUGUUGUAAUUCAAGUGAAAGACAUGCUUGGAAAUACUGGAGGCUACAGUGCUACAACAACAGUGACCAUCACCCUAAUUGAUGUGAAUGACAAUGGGCCUACCUUUCAACAUAACCUGUACACGUUUGCCAUUCUGGAAUCAGCACCAGUUGGCACCGCAGUUGGUAGGGUCAUGGCAAAGGAUGCUGAUGUUGGCAUAAAUGCUAGGAUGAACUACACUUUAGAUGACCUGGAGGAAAGUGGCACUUUUAGGGUCCAGACAGACCCUGCCACAGAGGAGGGUAUAGUAAUACUGGCCAGAUCUUUAGAUUAUGAGCACAAGAGGCGCUUUGUGAUUGCCAUAGAGGCCAUAAAUUCGUUUGUGGACACGCGAUUCCUAAGCAUCAAUGAAUUUCGGGACAGGACAAUGCUCAAAAUUUUGGUGAUGGAUGUUGAUGAGCCACCUGUCUUUUCUGCACCUUUCUAUGAAUGGAAAGUUCUAGAGAAUGCAUUGGUUGGUACAUUGGUUGGCACAAUAUAUGCCAGAGAUGCAGAUGCUGCUAAUAACCCUAUCAGCUUUUCCAUAUCCAAUAACUUUGAGUUGGAGAAUGCCUUCAGGAUUGACACCAACAAUGGAACUGUGUUUCUGGUCACGCCUUUAGAUCGAGAGACUGUAGCAUGGCAAAAUAUUACUGUUAUUGCUAAAGAAACAAAUAAAAAUCAGCUAUCCUCAGUUUCUGUGGUCAUUCAAGUCCUAGAUGUCAAUGACAACAUACCCACUUUGUCUAGGGACUACAAGCCUUAUGUGUGUGAGGGAGCACAGGCAGGAGAAGUCAUCCAGGUUAUAAGUGCUGUGGAUGCAGAUGAUCCAGCAGAAGGUCAUCAUUUUUAUUUUUCCAUGGUGGCAGAUAAAAUCAUUAACCCAAACUUCACCAUCAGGGACAACCAAGACAACACAGCAGGCAUUUUGACCCGUCGUAGCACAUUUACACAUCAUGAUCAUAUACUUUAUCAGCUCCAUGUGGUCAUAACAGACAGUGGCUCUCCUGCUCUAUCCAGCACUGCCACUUUCACCAUCAGUGUUUGUGUAUGCCAGUUUAGAGGGCACUGCCAAUCUAGUGGAACGAAAGCACUGGCCAUUUCUAUGGGUUUCAACAUGCAGGCCCUUCUAGGCCUCUCAGUAUUCUUCAUCAUAGUAAUAGUGCUUGCGUUACUAAUCGUAGCUGUGUGGAGACACCGGACAGUACAACAGCAGAAACCUGUCAUGGAGGAGCUUGACACAGAGGGGUACUCAAGGAAAAUCAUACAUUAUGAAGAGAGUGAAGGUAUUCCAGAUGUACAUAACCAGAUUCCACUAAGAACACAUACACCCUGCCGCAAGAACACAUUUUGUAGAGAGGAACUGGUACCAAGUGUACAUCUGUCUCUAUGUCACUCUCACCUUAUUGAUCCAGAAGAUGAAGUCUUCCGCCUGUUUAUGAUAGAUCGGCUGGCUGAGGCUGACCAAGAUACCUGCGUCCCUCCCUAUGACUGCUUGCACUAUUAUGUCUUUGAGGGUACUGGAUCACUUGCAGGCUCCCUUAGUUCAUUGGAAUCCUCAAACUUUGACCCUUAUUUAUAUCAACCAUUUUUAAGACUGUCUCGCUGGCAAGGUGCUAGUGAUUAUGAUACAUCAUUCUGAACUGAAUGGUGUUGGAUUUACUUAAAAUAUACAGGCAACAUUUUUGCAUCAGACUUUUUAAGUAAAUUCAACUUGAGGCAAUAUUAUGUCAAAUUAACAAGAAAAGCUUUAUGUGUUUUCUUAAGUAUGCAUGUUCGCUCAACAUUCUUAAUUCAAAAAAUAUCUAACAUCCACUGGAUUUUCUGGGUAACUUCAAGUUGUGUCAACUUAAUAUUUAAGAUCUUUAUAUAUCUAUAUAUAAAAAAAUAUAAUUCAUUGUAAUGAAUCAACAUACAGGGGGCGCGGUGGCUUAGUGGUUAGCAUGUUCGCCUCACACCUCCAGGGUUGGGGUUCGGUGGGCUCCACCUUGUGUGUGUGGAGUUUGCAUGUUCUCCCCGUGCGUCGGGGGUUUCCUCCGGGUACUCCGGUUUCCUCCCCCGGUCCAAAGACAUGCAUGGUAGGUUGAUUGGCAUCUCUGGAAAAUUGUCCAUAGUCCAUAGAUUGCGUGAGUGAAUGAGUGUGUGUGUGCCCUGCAAUGGGUUGGCACUCCGUCCAGGGUGUAUCCUGCCUUGAUGCCCGAUGACGCCUGAGAUAGGCACAGGCUCCCCGUGACCCGAGGUAGUUCGGAUAAGCGGUAGAAGAUGAAUGAAUGAAUCAAUCAAUCAAUCAACAUACAAUUUUAAUUUAUAUUAGAUCCAGAUCUAUUGAAUAAACAUGUUCUGCCUACUGGUCUGCACUAUACCAGAACAUUUAGUGUCUUAAAAUAAACAUAAUAUACAGUACAAGCACAUAAUAAAGCAUUUAUUUUUGUGCAGAAUAAAUUAAGGAACAACUAGAAACAAUAUGUCACUUCAUUUACAGUUUUUCAAACAUUAAAAAAAAAUUAAGCAUUUUGUCAUUUGUUUUGUUUUUGUAAAAGAUUUCUAGACUUCUCUGUAAAAUAAAAAAGCCUGAAAACUAGAAAUCAUGAAUAUAAUACUGCUGAAAGGUAUGUGACAAAGUUGACAAAAGGAAGUUCACAAGAAUUUUGAAACUCUUCAUGAAAAAUGUCUCCAACAUUUAGUUUUGGAACAUGCAACAAAUUUCCUAAUUUCCUUUUCACAAAAGAGAGUGGAGACUAACAAUGUAGUUGAGUAUGACUGUAUAUUUGUUCAAAAGUAAUAGUCAUACAGGUAACAAUGAAAUAUUUAUUUCAAUGAAGAAUCCUGUCUUCAGAGAAUGAAUCAUUGGAGAAAGUUUGCUACUGUAUUGCUCAAGUAAAAUCUUUUGAAAAUCAUCAAAUGUAUAACUGAGGGUGAAUAAAAUGAAUUGCAACACCUACCAACCCUCUCAGCACCUCUAUCCCAGUCUCUACAGGACCAUCCAUUGAGCCAACUUUCACGAUAAUUCAAUUAAUUCAUUUCAGUUACAUUUUAUUUGUAU
Messenger RNA from Tachysurus vachellii, 4142 nucleotides. It is a transcript of the gene cdh19, whose product is annotated as cadherin 19, type 2. NCBI's taxonomy places the organism in Eukaryota, Metazoa, Chordata, Actinopteri, Siluriformes, Bagridae. The record is from RefSeq and is a predicted model, not a curated record. The coding region runs from base 588 to 2741 and encodes 717 amino acids. Gene Ontology annotation, molecular function: calcium ion binding; cadherin binding. The transcript is spliced from 11 exons. Gene Ontology annotation, biological process: cell morphogenesis; multicellular organism development; homophilic cell-cell adhesion. Gene Ontology annotation, cellular component: catenin complex; plasma membrane; adherens junction.